UACCUGGAGGAGGAAAAAAGCCAGUUUAUAGCUUGAAAUUAACUCAUCUUAAAAUAACACACUACCGUUCACUUUCAAAUAAAAAAAUCAAAGGCAUAGUACACACAUUCCCAAAUAUAAUUCACUUAGACUUUGAAAAAAGCAUAGAUCCUACAGGUAAAGUUCUAAAGCUAAUAGCGAAAUUAUACCCAAAUUUGGAGUAUCUUAAUAUAUCUGCUUUACGUGGAGGAUUUAAAUCAGAAAAUGAUAUAGGUUUAUCUGCAAUUGCAAACUCAUGCUAUAAUUUAGAAUAUCUAAAUAUUUCCAAUCGCACAGAGUUUUCCGAACAAUCAAUUUGUAAUGUUAUUCGUUCUAACCCAAGGCUCCAACAACUUGAUCUUAGCUUUUGUAAAAUUACCGAAAUAACUAUCGAAGAAAUUGCUAGAUCAUGCCUUAAUUUAAAAUAUCUUAAUUUGAGAGGGUGUUAUAAAAUUAGCAAAGAGGCUAUAGAUCAGCUCAUUUCAUUUAAUCCGAAUAUCUAUGUUGAUAAUUUUGUGGAUACUAUAUCGCCUUCUGAUCUGAUUGGAGUGGUUAGAAAUCAUCUUACACAGAACAACAUUGCUAGUAGACAGAUUUUAGCUCAGAGCCUUCAGAGCCUUUUAGAUCUAAGUAUGCGAGAUAAUUUGCAGUGGUAUUCUGAUCCAGGUAACAUCCCCGUAGACCAGCAAAAGUUUAGCUUCACGGACUUCAAGUUUAAGGGCAUACUAGGUGAAGGACGAAGCGGAAAGACGCUCCUUUGUAUAUUUCGUGAUGAGACUAUUGCUUUGAAGAGCGUUGAUUUAUCAAAAGCCCCACCAUACGUCCUGAAAGAAAUGCAAAAAGAAGUUGAGAUUUACAAAGACCUUGCUGAUAUUCAAGGCAAAUAUAUCCCAAAGUUGAUCUGUUAUGGAUAUUAUGGAGGAGGUAUGAGUUUCGUUAUCGGCAUGACCAUUGUUGGCACUAUGUUGAGCGACCAAAAAAUAACGAAACGUCAAAGAGAUGCUUCGCAUAAUUCUUCUAAUGAUAAUACCCCUAAUGAUAAUACCCUCAACAAUAAUAACUCAUCUAACUUUGCUUUAGCGCCUUCGGCCAAUUCGGGUGCGAACAACACCACCGCUACUUCUUAUGUACCAAUUGGGAAGUCAGAUGUGUCUAAAAUUACUAACUGUACUUCUUCAGAAUUAUCUGGUGGACUCAGAGAGGCUCUCUCUCAUAGAACAGAGGUCAUUGAAGAUAACACACAGCUUCAAGUCCAGGAAGGUAUUACCAACCCCAUUGUAGAUUCAAAAAUACCACGUGAUAUAAAAACCGUUCCCUCAGGGAACGAUCAGAGUCAUAUGAUUUCAGGUGAACUGGAUCUUCUGAAAACUGAGCAAGACGAUGACGUGAUUCAAGAGGAAUCGCUUGAUGAAAAUCAAAUCGUAGAACAAGGCCUAAUACAUGAAUUAUGUUCACCUAUAUCACCUGAAGAAGUCCCAGAUGGACCAGAUAAUGUCAACUCUACCGAAAUCAUAAGCUCUUACGUUAGUUUGGAGAAUAUGAUUUCGGCGGAAACUUCAUAUACAAUGGGCUUCAUAUGUCAUCUAGCAAGGUAG
Molecule: messenger RNA, 1613 nt
Organism: Funneliformis geosporum
Lineage: Eukaryota; Fungi; Glomeromycota; Glomeromycetes; Glomerales; Glomeraceae
Source: the annotation of a GenBank genome assembly